Sphaeramia orbicularis (orbiculate cardinalfish) is the source of this 1250-nucleotide messenger RNA. RefSeq lists its product as uncharacterized. The coding region runs from base 235 to 888 and encodes 217 amino acids. Gene Ontology annotation, biological process: negative regulation of canonical NF-kappaB signal transduction. Lineage: Eukaryota; Metazoa; Chordata; Actinopteri; Kurtiformes; Apogonidae. The record is from RefSeq and is a predicted model, not a curated record. The transcript has 5 exons.
GGGGUGAAGACGUCAUGACGCUGAAAUGCGGAUCUGGUUGAGCCGCAGGGACUCACUUCUGUCAGCCUCUGCUCCUGGACUUCCUUGUAGGAAGGAAAAGACCCUGAAAGUCCUAUCCCUUGACUGGAACAGGAAGCUGAUUUGAGAUGGAGAAGAAUCGGGAGAAGAAUCCUUUCAAUGCAGUUUGUUUUGGUAAAUAGAGAAGGAGUCCUGAAGUCUGGGUGAGCUGCUGAGAUGGAGGAGGCGUACACUCAGCUGUACCAGGAGUUCCUUCGUCUCAGGUCACUUUGCCUGAAGCAGGCGGCUCUUUUACAUCAACUCACCACAGCCCUGCAGAAGCAACAAGGUGCAUCUGUUCCAAAUGGAGAGUUGAGCGAUACCAUGUCCAUCCCUGUGCAGUGCACUCCAGAAAUCCCCACUUGCCUCCUGGAAAAGCCUUUACCAUUGGCAGCCGCUGCACACAACCCUGCAGCACAGUGUGGUGUUCAAUGCCCAUCUAAAAAUGUGGGAACUUUCUCUGAUCUCCUGGCUCAAGACAUGUUUAAGCUCUGUGUAGACGUGCAUGGAAAAGAUGAUCGAAAGCCAGAUCCAAACCCCUCAUCUUUGUUAUUCCAAGAUGCUGCAAAGAUACAGGGAGCUUCUCAGAAUGUCUCGAAACAUCCGAAACCCAGAGAUCACAGAGCUGGAGACAGGAGGCUGCACACAGUACAGACACCUUUGGCAGGUUGUCUGUCCCCACACGGUGAUUUCCUGGGCCAGUCGGACGCCUUGUUGAUGUCAGACAUCGCGCUGCAGUCUCAUGUUUGUGAGUUCUGCCAAGCAGUUUUCCCCGGAGACACAACCACCAGAGGAGAAUUCUUAAGGCAUCUCUACACCCACAUUACCUAAAGGAAAACGAAUCCUCUCUGCUGCCUGAUGAUAUGUUUUUUAUAUGGUAACAUCUGAUGAAGCAGGUUUGAUUUAUUUCAUCUAAAGCAGAGUUGAAACCGAUCUGUUCAGCUGUUUGAUGGAUGAACUGUGCAAUAGCUGAUGCCGGCAUGUCUGACAUGUAAAGUGCAUGUUGGAAAUAGACUUCAUAUAAAGCUGUUAGGAUAGUGGGCGCUGAUUGUAAAUGGACAGUUUCUCAGUCACAUCUGCAUUACUUCCACACGGCCAUGCAAUAACUUUGGUUUUAUUUUUGUGCAGGUUUCUCUGACGUGUAUGUGCCAAAAAGCAAAAACAGAUAUUAAUAUAAUUUGUGGACAGGUGAG